Erinaceus europaeus (western European hedgehog) is the source of this 1349-nucleotide messenger RNA. It is a transcript of the gene MBD3, whose product is annotated as methyl-CpG binding domain protein 3. Gene Ontology annotation, molecular function: DNA binding. The record is from RefSeq and is a predicted model, not a curated record. Bases 374 to 1189 code for a protein of 271 amino acids. Lineage: Eukaryota; Metazoa; Chordata; Mammalia; Eulipotyphla; Erinaceidae. The transcript has 7 exons.
CGGGCGGCGGGAUGCGAGUUGCCGGGCCCGGGGAGGGGCGGCGGGUUGGCGGGUUGCGGGGGCCGCAUUGCUCCCCUUGCUGGCCGGGCUCCCGGGUGCAGGAUCCGCUUGGGGCCCCCGGAGUAGGGUUGUCUCUGCAGUUGCGGGGUGUCGCGUCCGGGGGGGGGUGGACGCCACCCGGGGCCGGGCUCAACACGGGGGACUCUGAGGGCCAGGCUGCAGCCGGGGUCGCGGCGCUUGGGCUUCGCGCCCUGCUAGGUCUUGGUGUCUGGGGCGACUGGGUGUCCCGGGCCCCACGCAGGAGCUGUCACGUGAGCCCCCGAUUUGUGAGUGUGGGCAUCUGGGCUUCGAGAGCCCCUUUCUUCCCCAAGCCAUGAAGACGGCACCCUCGGGGCACCUGCUGCCCACUGACCUCAGUCGGUACAGCCACCUGCUCACCCGGCCCGGCCCGAGCGGGAAGAAGUUCCGCAGCAAGCCGCAGCUGGCACGCUACCUGGGCGGCUCCGUGGACCUGAGCACCUUCGACUACCGCUCGGGCAAGAUGCUGCUGGGCCGCGUGAGCAAGAGCCGCCAGCGCGUGCGCUAUGACUCGGCGCCCCAGCUCAGGGGCAAGCCUGACCUGAACACGGCGCUGCCCGUGCGCCAGACGGCCUCCAUCUUCAAGCAGCCCGUCACCAAGAUCACCAACCACCCCGGGAACAAGGUCAAGAGCGACCCACAGAAGGCCGCGGAGCAGCCGCGCCAGCUUUUCUGGGAGAAGAAGCUGAGCGGCCUGAGCGCCUUCGACGUGGCGGAGGAGCUGGUGAAGACCAUGGACCUGCCCCGGGGGCUGCAAGGCGUGGGCCCCGGCUGCACGGACGAGACGCUGCUGUCGGCCAUCGCCAGCGCCCUGCACACCAGCUCGCUGCCCAUCACGGGGCAGCUGUCGGCCGCCGUGGAGAAGAGCCCCGGCGUGUGGCUCAACACCACACAGCCGCUCUGCAAGGCCUUCCUGGUGACCGAUGACGACAUCAGGAAGCAGGAGGAGCUGGUGCAGCAGGUGCGCCGCCGGCUGGAGGAGGCGCUGGUGGCCGACAUGCUGGCACACGUGGAGGAGCUGGCCCACGACGCCUCGGACCCGGCCGGGGACGGCGACGCCGAUGGGGACGACGAUGAGGAUGAGCCCCAGCCCGGCCUGGAGCGCGUGUGACCCCUGGAGCGCGUGGGACCCGGGACGCGCAGCCGCCGGUUCUUGGACUAGGCUGCCAGGCGGGGGACCCAGGGGCGCAAUGCCAGCCCCCCGCCCCCCGUGAGCCUUGGGGACUCUGGGCGGGGCGCCACAUUCGCGCCCAAUAAAGUCAUGAGCUGGC